GUGUUGUGUGCAAUAUGUACUUUUAUUUUUCAGUUCUUUUCAAAGGAGAUCUUCUCUUCUUCACACCUCUCUUUCUUCUCAUCACCUCACGCCUCCUUCUACCUUCUCCUCUUCCUCAUUCCUUAUCCCUCAUCAACACAUCUCUCUUCUCUCCCUUCUCAUCCCAUUUCAAUGGACUCCAUCAAGAAAGCCGCCACAGAGUUCAUCCUCACCCCAGAGUACCAUGACCUGCUCUCGAUCGUCAAGGGCUUCAGGAACGGUCUUGUGUACGGUGCAAAGAUCCGCUUCCCACACGCCCUUGUCAUGACCCUGCUCUUCCGUCGCUCAAACUUCAAGGAUAUGGCGACCUUUGUGCUGAAGGCAACUAGACAGCAUGCCCGGAAUCUGGCUUUCUUCUGCACCAUCUACAAGACUCUGCUGAUCGCUCAGAGACGCAUGCGCGGCAAGGAACUGCCACUCGACUCUUUCUUGGCCGGUCUCGUUGGUGGAUAUGUUGUCUUUGGAGAGAAUAACAACGUCAACCAGCAGAUCGUGCUGUAUCUGUUCUCGCGUAUCAUGAUGGGUCUGGCCAAGCUGCCGGUCAAGAAGAAUGUCAUCGCAGAACCUGCGCAGACCUUCCCGAUCUUCGCCUCCCUAGUCUGGGCCACAGUCAUGUUCCUCUUCCAGAACGAGCGGGAUGUGCUCCAGCCUUCGCUGCGAGCAUCGAUGCAGUACAUCUACAUCGACUCCAACCGCUGGAAUACCCUCAAGAACUUUUUGUGGCACAACAAGUAAAAAAAAAAACACAGACCUUGAUUUGCCUGGAACCCACACGACUGAACCUCCAUCGGACCCGAUCGACCCUUCUCUUUACUCUUACCAUUAUUAUCUUUGUGUUAUUACGACUGCUUUCUUUUACAUUUCUUUUUCACCCUCGAUUUAUUUUAUCUCUCCACUCCUCGACAACACCCCUGUUCAUGUUGCUGUUGAUCAGCAGCCCAUUACUUGGGCCCGCUCAAAGUAAUAGGCAGAAAAAAGAGAGCUGCCUUCUAUUGUGCGUUCGAAGUGUUCAAGUCCUACACUCCCCCAACACCUCGCCAUCCUUCCUAUUCACUGGUUGUGAUGUAGUCGUCAUAGACAUUGAGUAUCAAUAAACUUAGACAAUCCACCUAUGAA
This is a messenger RNA of Gamsiella multidivaricata, 1155 nucleotides long. RefSeq names its product Tim17/Tim22/Tim23/Pmp24 family-domain-containing protein. Gene Ontology annotation, cellular component: peroxisomal membrane. The record is from RefSeq and is a predicted model, not a curated record. The transcript has 3 exons. NCBI's taxonomy places the organism in Eukaryota, Fungi, Mortierellomycota, Mortierellomycetes, Mortierellales, Mortierellaceae. The coding region runs from base 172 to 774 and encodes 200 amino acids.